Oryza brachyantha (malo sina) is the source of this 1070-nucleotide messenger RNA. RefSeq names its product blue copper protein-like. The record is from RefSeq and is a predicted model, not a curated record. The transcript has 2 exons. Gene Ontology annotation, cellular component: plasma membrane. NCBI's taxonomy places the organism in Eukaryota, Viridiplantae, Streptophyta, Magnoliopsida, Poales, Poaceae. The coding region runs from base 73 to 867 and encodes 264 amino acids. Gene Ontology annotation, molecular function: electron transfer activity.
CUGUUACGCUAGCUAUCGAUCGACCAGUGUGCAAUUAAUGGAGGACCACUAGCUUGCUUUGCAUCGCAUCGCAUGCAGUGCAGUGCAGCAGCUGAUCGAUCAUGGAGGAGGAGCGAGCUACCUAGAUAUAUAGAUCAUCACCCACAAUUAAUGUGCUCGAUGCGACCCAGCAACAACCGCCGCGCCAUUGUUGCAUCCACCCACGCACAGAUCAUGAUCGAUAGAUAUAAGCUAGCAAGCGCACAGUCGAUCGAUCGAGGUCUCUGCUGCCAAGGUACAUCUCUCUCACUCACUCUCUCUUCUGCAGUUCGGAUUGCCUCUUCCAUGGAGAGUGCUCGAGCUCCAGCCAUGGCGAUGGCGGCGGCGAUGCUCGCCGCCGUUGUUCUGGCUCAGGCGCCAGCGGCCGGAGCGACGAUCUACACAGUGGGAGCGCCGGAUGGGCUGUGGGAUAUGGAGACCGACUACAACGAGUGGGUCGGCCGCCGGAGCUUCCACCCCGGCGACAAGCUCACGUUCACGUACUCGAAGGAGCUGCACGACGUGGUGGAGGUGACGAAGGCUGGGUACGACGCCUGCUCCAACGCCAACAACAUCUCCGCCUUCCGCUCCGGCAACGACGUCGUCGCCCUCUCCGCCGUCGGCACCCGCUACUUCCUCUGCGGCCUCACCGGACACUGCGACAGCGGCAUGAAGAUCCGCAUCGACGUCGUCGCCGCCGCUGGCGCUCCCGGCCCAGUCGCCGGCGGUCCCGGCGCCGCGCCUCCGCUGCCGUCGACGUCGUCGUCGACGCCGUCGCCGUCGGCGGCCGCCGCCGCCGCCGGAAGCCUAGUUCUUGUGCUCGUGUAUGGUCUCCUGCCAUUAUGGUAGUAGCUAGACGUGUAAUUUAAUUGAUUUCCUAGUUUGUGUAUAUUUUUGUACCGUAAUUAAGUACGUAUGAUUUGAUUUAGUUUGUACUUGAUGUGGUUUUGUUUGGGUAUUUAUUUAGAUUUUAGAGCUUCAUGUCUCCUAACUUAAUUAGGUUUCAUUUGAGCGAAGUUUACAUGGAGAGGAAUAUUGUUAAUUCUUCUAUA